Ostertagia ostertagi is the source of this 672-nucleotide messenger RNA. The record is from the annotation of a GenBank genome assembly. NCBI's taxonomy places the organism in Eukaryota, Metazoa, Nematoda, Chromadorea, Rhabditida, Trichostrongylidae.
AUGUUCGUGUUGGGCCUUUUCUCCCUGGUGCUCGGAGUUGCAAUAGGUAGGUCGAUGGCGCAACGCGUGACGUCAUCAGCAGAACGAGCGUUGCGGAUCGUUGAGAAGUCUUCAAGGGUACGAAUACAGGAUCUCCGCGACAACGUAGGGGCAAGAACAAGUGGUCGGCAAGUGACGAAACGCGCCAAUCAAGCAAGUUUUGGUGCUGAUGACUUCGCUCACAAAAUUGACAUCGAGGUACAGUAUGCGUCGCAAACGGCUAUUUCAGCAGUUGAGAAGGCCGGUGGACGGAUACGAGUGGCAUAUUAUGACCCGGACUCUCUUCAGGCUGCUGUUGAUCCUAAAGCAUGGUUCAUGUCUGGACAUCCUGUGCCGGCGCGGAAAGCACCACCUCCAUCAUUGUUGGAGUAUUACCGCGAUCCAUCGAACCGAGGCUAUUUGGCCGAAACAGCAGAGUUAGUUGAUGCUAGAAAACGGCUCGCGCUUGUCAUGGGAUACGAUAUACCAGAUAGUGAGAUCUCCAUAGGAGAAAAAGGACCCACACAAGUUUUCCAUGGAAUUCCACCUGGAGCGGUGGUAUCUCUGGCUGAUAGGAAAGUAUUUCUACCAACCCAUCCUGUAGUAAAAGAUUAUUAUCAGAAAAGUUUUGUAGCUGAUAAACAAUUUCCCUAG